Messenger RNA from Lipotes vexillifer (Yangtze River dolphin), 4371 nucleotides. It is a transcript of the gene IQCN, whose product is annotated as IQ motif containing N. The coding region runs from base 1 to 4371 and encodes 1456 amino acids. The record is from RefSeq and is a predicted model, not a curated record. NCBI's taxonomy places the organism in Eukaryota, Metazoa, Chordata, Mammalia, Artiodactyla, Lipotidae. Gene Ontology annotation, molecular function: protein binding. The transcript is spliced from 3 exons.
AUGUUCCAGAUACAGAAGAAUGUUGAAAAGCAGGUGGUCAGACAUUCAGGUGAGAACGUGCCCUGUGUGCUGAUGCUGAAGCAGCCACAGGAUGAUGAGGGAGACAUGGGUACCAAAGGCCACCUGGGCACGUGGCUGGGAGAGAGCGGGCCUGCGAAGGACAGGAAGAAGAUUGCAAGGUGCCAGGAGCAAGAAGAUGUAGGCAGAGCUGAGCCGCCUAGGAGCCAAGACAAUGCAGCAAGCAACACAGCUACAGGUGUCACCCAGUGGGCAGAGCUCCUAUCAGCCGUCCCCAACCUUCAAGACAAAGUGGGGAUACUGCGUCUGCAGCUACAGGUGUCACCCACUGGGAAGAGCUCCCAUCAGCCCGUCCCCAAUCUCCAAGGCAAAGCAGGGACACUGCGUCCACAGCUACAGGUGUCAACCAGUGGGAAGAGCUCCCAUCAGCCCGUCCCCAAUCUCCAAGGCAAAGCAGGGACACUGCAUCCACAGCCCCGGCAUGAGCCACCUGCACCCAAGGAGACCCUUCUGCAACAGCCAGACAAGGACAAGAUGGUGGCUCAUCAUAUCCCAUGCCUCCGGGCUGUGGUGGAGAGCCAGGCCUUCAAGAAUGUCCUGGUGGACGAAAUGGACAUGAUGCUGUCCCAUGCAGCCACCCUCAUCCAAGCCAACUGGAGGGGCUACCGGCUCCGGCAGAAGCUAAUCUCUCAGAUGAUGGUGACCAAGGCCAUCCAGGAGGCCUGGCGACGCUUCAGCACCAGGUGCCUCCUCCAGUCUGGCAAGACGGUGGAGAAAAAAGCGAAGGUGAAGGAGGGGGACAUCCCUUACCACCCGCCCCAGCAGGUGCGGUUCCAGCAUCCGGAAGAGGGCAAGUCCCUUCUGGCCCAGCCCACCAUGGUGAGCAAGGAGACCCAGUUGCCUUCCUCCAACGGCCUGGCCGCUUAUACCCACCAGCUGGCCUUGCUGCAGUCCCAGGGCAUGUCACAGCCGGGUACGUGCUCUGUCGGAGGCCCCAGCGUCGCCUUCCUUCCACACCAGACCGUUGCCAUGAGACUUCUGUGUCCUGUGAGUCCAGAGGUGAAGUGCCACCCAUGCCUGCCGACAAGAACCGUCAGAAAUGCCUGCCUUGUCCACGUAGAGGGGGACACGAUGAAGACCAAGCAAGUAACUGCCAGAGCCAACAAGGCAGGAGCCCCAGGGCCACCACCAUCCGGAAGAUGUGCCCAGGCAGUUCAAGGACAACUCAAGAUCCAGACCCAGGCCCACAUGGAAGCAGAGGUCCUCAAAGGGCCACCACAGACAGGCCCAGCACCUGUGAUAACCAAGACCCCAGCCCAGACGUGCCCACAAGCCACAGUGACCAAGACCCCACUCCAGUCAUGCCUGGCGGCCAUGAUGAACAAGAUCCAGUCCCAGCCGUGCCCAGUGCCCACGAUAACAAUAACCAAAACCCCACCCCAGCCCUGCCCAGCGACCCCAGUGACCAAGACCUCAGUUCAAAUGAGAUCAUCAGCCUCGAUGACCAACACUUCACCCCGGACACGACCAGCAGCCAUGAUGGCCAAGACUCCACCCCAGUUAUGCCUGUUGCCCUCAGUGAUCAAGUCUCCAACGCAGAUACGCCCUGCAGCCACAAUGACCAAGGCCCCGCCCCAGACAUGUGCAGCGCCCCUGACGGCCAAGACCCCACUCCAGGUGCGCCCAGCAGCCACGAUGACCAAGACCCCAUCUCAUCAGACACUCCAAGGCGUCUCAGUGACCAAAGGUCCUCCUGUCCAGACACGCCUGGUGGCCAUGGUAACCAAGACCCCAGCUCAGUUACGCUCAGUAGCCACCAUCCUCAGGACCCUGUGCCUGCCCCCUCCAGCAGCUGGAAAUUUCAAACCUUCAUCUUCAGCAGCUGCGGCAGCUGGAAUUGCCGAUACCUCAUCCCACGUGUGUCUAAGUGGACCGAGGGCCAAGGCUGUGGUGAACGCGAGGCAGGCAGCAGGGGUGACCAAGGUCUCACCCGACUCGUACUUGACUAAGGGAGAAGUGACAUGCUUCCCCCCAUCACAUCUGGGGGCUGGGGAUCCCAAGGCUACAGCCAGGCCUCCUUCAGAAGGUGAGAAAAUCAAGGCCUUCUCCCAGAAACGGGUGAAAACGGAAACAGCAUCUAACGUGAGUGUGGCCAUGGAAGCGCCCGCGGUUUCGUCCUGGUCAAAAGUGGCUGAGGACGGGGACAGGCAGGCACACCUGAGGACGGAUGUCGUGGAGGCCCUAUCCCAGGUAUGUGAGCCUUUAGAAGCAGCUGUGGCACCUCUGGGUACGCGUCUGCCUCAGGCACAACCGGCCCCGUGUUCAACCACAGGCUCGCCCCAGCAGGCACGUCUGCUGGCCGAGCUGACCGAGCCCCUGUCCCAGGCACGUGUUUCUACCAAGCUGACCAAGGGCCCGUCCCAAGGACAUCCACCCCCUGAGCUGACCACAGCCCUAGCCCAAUCACAUCUGGGCAUGUGUCUGUCCAAGGUGCAGUCCCAGGCACAUCUGCCCCCCAAGCUGACCCAAGCACAGUCCCAGGCACAUCUGGCCACAGAAACAGCCAAGAGCUUCCAUGCAGCCUGCCAGGCUGCUGAGCUCAGCAGCAAGACCGAGUCCCAACCAUUCCUAGUUGAGUUCAAGGCCUCCACCCAGCCCUGCCAGCACGUUGGCGCUCUGCCCCGAGCCAAGCCAGAGGACAGACUGACCCAGCUCCUGUCCCACAGCUACGUGCAGGGCAAGGCCACCCAGGGCCCACGCCAGGGGGCCUCUGAGAGCCAGAACACGCUGGUGCCUCUGCUGGCCUCUGCUGGACACACCACGUGCAAUGUCGAAUCCUGGGGGGACAGGGCCCCGCUGUCAACAAGCAGCCCAGCCCCGCCCUGCCAGGAGGAGCUGGCAGCCUCCCAGCUCGCUUCCCUAUGUGCUGAGCUGGCUGCCCUGCUGGGCUCCCAGGAGAACCUCUGCGCCCUGCUGGCAAAAGCCCUCUCCCAGGGGGAAGUGAGGGCGGCCCUGGACCAGGCCCCGUCCAAAGAGGUCUCGGGAGCCACGAUGGCCAAAGCCCUGCCCCAGGGCAUCCUGGGCACGGCGCUGGUGAAGGCGCUGUCCUGGGGCAAGCUGGCCACCAGCCUGUCCUGCGCCCUGUCCCGGGGCGAGCUGUGGGCCGAGCUCACUAAGGCCAUUCAGGGCAGACUGGAGGACGUGCUCAGCAAGGCCCUGACGGAAGGGGAGCGGGCCACCUUGAACCAGGCCCUGUGUCAGGGUGAGCUGGGCGCAGUCCUCAGCCAGUCUUUUUCUCAGGUGGCCCUGAGGUCUGGAGUCGUCUUCCCCAAGGCUGCCGUGAAAACAGCGGGAAGUGGGGUGACUGCGAUGCCGACCCCAGUGGAGGUGGACUGCAGGGUGAGCCCGUCGGCUGCAUGGGGGCCCACCCUGGGCUCCAUGAGACUACAGCCCAGCAAGGGUCCUGAGGAUGCUGGCAUGUCUGGCAGCCAAGUGUGGAACUCUGCCGUCCCCAGUGUAGCAGUCGGGCCCAGAAACAGCACUGCGGCCCCUGGUGGCGCGUGGGAUGUCAUGGCGGCGGUGGAUCCCAGACAGCCGGAGGAGCUGGUGACGUCGUCGGCGCAGGCUGUGGACGAGAUAAUCAUCCAUGCGGUGGUCAUCAUCCAGGCGUGUACACGUGGCUUCCUGGUGCGCCGUACCAUCAAGGUGUGGCAUCAGUGGGCCAUCACCAUCCAGGCUGCCUGGCAUGGCUACCGUGUACGGCGGGACCUGGCCCGGCUCUGCAGAGCCGCCACAAUCAUCCAGGCUGCGUGGCGAGGCUUCUGCAUCCGCAGGAGCUGCACCCAGCAAAUGCUGCUCCCAGGCAUGUGGGCUGAGACGGGCAGUGGGGCGAGGACAACGUCUGAUCACCACUGCUUCCAGUCCUGCCAGCCACGUGUCUGUAGUCUCUGCCAGUCACUGAGCUCCAGGCUAGGGAGCCCACCCAUCGUGGUGAUGCUUGUGGGUUCCAGCUCCCGCACAUGCCACAUAUGCGGCCAUACCCUGCCCACCCGGGUGCUGCAUGGCACGGGCCAGGGUGCUGCAGGCCAGGCCGGCAUGCCACGGGGCUGCAUCACCCGGUCAAACCCCCAGAGCCCCUGGCAACCCCAUCACCAGAACAAGGCAGCCACGGCCAUCCAGUCAGCCUGGAGGGGCUUCGCUGUACGCUGCCGGUUGAAGCAGCAGCAGUUAGCAGCCAAGAUGCUUCAAGCCACCUGGCGCGGCCAUUGCACCCGGGCCUCUCUCACCACGGAUGCACUCUUGGGACCAGCGGCGUGGGACAACUCACAGCACAUGCAGUGGCCAGGUGUCUAG